CCAUGCUGAAAUGUGACGUAGGAACAUGGCGCUUUGGAGGAAAGGUGUUGCCUGAGAGUUGAUUCUAAUUAUUUUGAAUUAAUUUAUGAUUGAAAUGCCGGUUGUAUAUAUGUAAAUAUGAUUGUUCACAAAGGGUAAUGGAACCUUUUUGUAUUUUUGGACAAUGAACCGGCAAUCUUGUAGGCACUGAUAGCGUUGUUGCUACUGUACUUGUAGCUAGCUACCUAAGCCAGCCUGCUAUUUAGCUAGCGACAAAUAGCUAGCUAGCUGGCUAGGAGGACAUAGCAAAACAAGCAGGAAAAUGUUGGUGUUGAUGCAUCCCGUAGCUAGCUAUGUAUUAAACCUAUGAUAAAUGAAUGUAGUAUUAUAUUUAAUUUAUUAGCAUUUCGUUAUACAUCGAAGAUUCUGAUUAGUUUGUGUGUUAGCAAAGCUAGCAAAAAGGAUGGAGAACCGUCAUGGAUUUGUUUUGUUGCUGACAACUGGAAUCCUUCAGUCGGCAAUAUUGCUGUCCGAAUGUGCCCCGCUUCCGUAUUCUGACACAGGGGAGCCCGGUGGAGGGGCGUCCAUCUCGUCACACAUCGCCGUGGUGGUGUCGCUGGUGGCCCUCGUGGCCAUGCUGGUGCUGUUAGUAAACUGCAUGACCUGCUGCAAAGAACGCGAGAUCAAUUUCAAGGAGUUUGAGGACAACUUUGACGAUGAGGUGGACUUCACCCCCCCCGCCGAGGACACUCCUUCCAUGCAGUCCCCGGCCGAGGUGUACACCCUGGCCGUCCCCCCAGUGGCCCUGCCCGGACCCCCCCACCUCCAGCCCCCGGCCCGCAUCUCGGAGGGCUCAGCGGGAUCGCAGUUGGCUCGACAUAGUCUCAGCUACAUCCAGGAGAUUGGAAACGGUUGGUUUGGCAAGGUCCUCCUCAGCGAGACAUACACAGAUCCGGGCGCGGCCCGCGUGGUUGUCAAGGAGCUAAAGGCAAACGCCAGCGCCAAGGAGCAGAAUGACUUCCUACAGCAGGGAGACCCUUAUAGAGUCCUGCAGCACCCCAACAUCCUGCAGUGUCUGGGCCAGUGUGUGGAGGCCAUCCCCUUCCUGCUUGUCUUUGAGUACUGCGAGAUGGGAGAUCUGCGAAGCUACAUGUCUCAGCAGGAUUGGAUGUUCAGAAAUGCUGAGCUGCUCCAGGUCCAGAAGAUGGCCUGUGAAAUAGCUGCCGGUGUCACUCACCUUCACAAACACAACUUCCUGCACAGUGAUCUGGCGCUGAGAAACUGCUAUUUGACAGCUGACCUCACAGUCAAAGUAGGGGACUAUGGCAUUGGACCGUACAGAUACAAGGAGGAUUACGUCAUCACGGAAGACGAUGUGUCUGCGCCCCUGCGCUGGUUGGCUCCAGAACUGGUGGGCGAGCGCCAUGGGGGCGUCAUCACCAUGGAGCAGACCAAGCCUGGCAACGUGUGGGCCCUGGGCGUGACUCUGUGGGAGCUGUUUGAGAAUGCGGCCCAGCCCUACUCACACCUGUCUGACCGGAAGGUCCUGAACCAUGUGAUCAGGGAGCAGCAGAUCAAACUGUUCAAGCCACAACUGGAGCUGCCAUACUCUGACAGAUGGUAUGAGGUGCUGCAGUUCUGCUGGUUGUCAACAGACAAGAGGGCCACUGCCGAGGAAGUCCACCGGCUGCUUACCUACCUGCGCAUGCAGGGCCAGAAGGAUGUGGAGGAUGACUUUGAGCAGCGCUGGGACUCCCUGAAGCCCAACCCCACAACCCGGCAGACCACAGUCAGCCACUCUUCCUACCCCAUCCUGGAGCAGUUCUCUGACGACGCCUUGCGGCCGGAGAUCGACGAAGUGCUCACCGUUACCGAGACCAGCCGGGGCCUUAGCUUCGAGUAUGUCUGGGAAGCUGCUAAGCACGAUCAUUACGACAGCAGCCAUGGCCGCUCCGCCAUGGACACCACACUCAACUACCACAGCAUGUUCUUCCCCGUCCCCAGUGAGGAUAUCCAGGCACAUUUUCCUGACCCUGCGGGCAGGACAGGGGGCACCGAGACAGGGCACACCCCCUCGGGGAUCCCUGGGAUUCUUCCCGUAAUUGACGCUCAAAAGCCCUCCAAUGGAAAUGAGUAUUACAUCCAGUUAGAGGAGCAAGGCGAGAGCAACGUUGAGGGGAAUGACAACACGACGUCGGACACAAUUUCGGACAGACAACAGUUUGUUGUUCUCCAGAAUGUCCGCCUGGAUGAGUCGAGCACGGAUGCAGAUUUUUUCAACCGCAGCAUUGACUCCAAGGACUCGUUCUUACAGGACAGCCACAUUUGGUCCUCCAGUGAUCACGAGAGUCCCUACCACCCCAACAUCUUCAGCGAGAGCGACUCCAGACAGGAAAUUUCACAAUCCUGGGACAAGGAUUUCAUGGAACUGCCAGAGCUUAAUGGGAAUGAGCAGGAAGCAACUUCAGAAGGCGUGUCCCAGUGGGAGAACAAAAGCUUUGGAGAUUCUUUUUUAGGGGAACGUUCAGAAGCCAGUUAUCCACACGAUUCCCUGGAGGAGGACUCCCAGAAUGUGAUGAAGCUUCUGAACACAGAGAAAUUAGCUGACAACUUCCUGUUCCUCAAAGAGAAUAGUCUAAUGAAGGACAGCUCUGGUUCUUCAGGGAGAAGCAUGAGUGUGCAACCAGACUUCCUUCAACCUGGCCUAGUCCACGAUCCAGAGAACAGCUUCAAAAUGAGUUCCUGGGAUAACCUUGUAACCUUAGAUGGCUUGAACAUAGCAGAGAGCCACUUAAAAUCAACAGAGAGUCCCCUAACUCCAAAAGAGGAACUUUUUGAUUUGAUCAGUCCCAGUCUGGGGGAUGUCCCUCACUCUUUGGUAGAAAAUGAAACACUGGUGCCUUUGAAUACACUGGCUUCAGAAGAAAUUGUUAGCACACAGCUGCCAGUUAGACACAGCUCUUCUAGCAAUGACUUUGGUCUGCUUAAUUCAUCUGAUAUGGGGGAUGAUUCUGCAGUGGACUGGACCUCAGAGAAGGCUGAGGUCCCUUUUAAUCCGUACAGUACUUACCAGUCUGAAAGUGCCACGGUCAACCUUAUGUGCACAGAUGCCAAAAAGCCCAGCCUUGAAGAUCGCCUUGGACCAUUAGACGGUAGCGUUCAGUCCAUUGGAUUCAAAGAACCAGCAGACUUUCAAGGCUCCACAUCCCCCUCUGCUUAUGGCAGUUUGGCUGUUGUUGAAUAUUCCCACAGUGAAGGCCUAACCAGCGACGACGUUCUUAGCGAACUGAUUGACGACACAGAGGUAGAAAUGGACACUGUCCUCUCUGACAAUGAGGAACCGUUAAAGGAUGAUGGUGCACCUCCAUUAAGGUCCUCUCUCUUGGUGUCAGGCCCAUCUAUGGACCAGAUCAGUCAGGACAGCCUAUUGGAAGACAGUAUCUCCACAACUCUUCCAACUGUAGAGAAUUCAGCCAACACUCCAGAUUCCCUGGACUCUUUUGAUCUUCACAGGCUAGAUGGACAGGUAGAUCUGAACACCCCCAUAGCACCUCACAAGCUCCAACCCCCAUACAAAACUGCGGACAGUGGCUAUGAAACAGAGAACCUAGAGUCUCCAGAGUGGAACUCCCAGCCCAUUGUCAAAGAACACUCCAUAGAAGAAAAUGAUGCGAGUAUUCCAGAAGAGGAGAAAGAAGCAGCACCUGUGGUUUCUACUGCCCUGGUUCCCCCAGAAAUCAUAGUCUCUGAGGUGGAGAGUAUUCCGGAAGUUCAGGACGAGGACAAUAGCACUGAUGCUCAGCAGCCCGAGCCUGUGGCCCUGGGUGAUGAACCUUUCAUGGGUGGCAGCUACAGGGACUCCGCCUACUUUUCCGACAACGAGUCUGAGCCUGAAAAGAAGUCUGAGGAGACCAAUGGGGCAAGCUCUGCUGAAGUGUCUUGGUUGAGGAGUUCCCCUACUGAUGAUGUCAGUGGUGACACUGGAGGGCUAUCGGCUUCACCUAAGGAUCCUGAAGAAGGUCUUUUUGGGAACACUUUAGCGUCACCUCUAGAGUCUCUGGCACCUACAGAAUCCCUGUUGGAUGUUGGAGGGAUAGACGUUAAGCCUCUUUCCCAGGGGGAGAGUGGUUUGCCUGAGCUUGUCCUUACUUCAGAGGAAGACGGGGAGAAGGCGGUGCCUGUGUCCAUCGACAGCAAUGAGGAAGAGACACACAGACUCGAGGUAUUGCCAGAUGUUGUGUCCUCGGCUCAGUCUGAGGUCAGCAAACCUUUCGAUGAUGUGACCACAUCUGCCGCUGCUUCAGUAAAAGCCCUGCCUGAGAACAUGGUUCAUGCAAAGCUAACCAGGACGUACGCUAGCGAUUGCCCUAAGCUUAAGGAGCCUGAGAUGGAGGGGCUGUACCUGGGCAGGCGGGACGGCUCUGGCACAGACGGACAGGAGGACGGGAUGGAGGCCGACGAGGAGGACGAGAACAGUGACGAGUCGGAUGAUGACAUGCGGGCGUAUCGGCUGCACAGCUCCAGCUCAGAGAGCGAGGACGACACUGUGCACCCGGUGCCUGUUAUUGUGUCAGAUGACAGCAGUGCGCGAAACUUGAAGAGCCUGUUGAAGCCCACCAGCCUGAACGUUGCUUCUGAACCCACUACGCCACCAGAGGCCCAAAGUGCACACAUCGCCAAGAGAGCUGUAUCCUUCUUUGAUGAUGUCACGGUUUACCUCUUUGACCAGGAGACCCCCACCAAAGAGCUUGGUGACCACUCAUCAGGCUCCAACAGUCAGGUGUCUGAGUUCAGCAGUCCUGUGCCCUCUGCCAGCUAUCUGAACAGGUUUGCCAACUCUGAAAGCUCCACCGAUGAAGAAGGUGGAGGUUUUGAGUGGGAUGAUGACUUCUCCCCAGAGGCUUCCUUCCUCUCCAAGGCAGCUAAAGACCUGGCCCAAGCUAAGGUCAUGCCCUCAUCUGCUGCCUCACGUUACUUCUCCCCUCCCCCUGUGGGCCGCACUCCAGAACCCAGCUGGGCUACCUCCUCUUCCAACUAUUCACGCUUCUCCAUCUCCCCGGCCAGUAUCGCUAACUUCUCCCUCACACACCUCACCGACUCGGACAUCGAACAAGGAGGCAACAGUGAAGAUGGAGAGAAAGACUAGAGUCUACCGGACUGGACUGUUUCCUCUAACUCUGAAAGGGAACAGACCCAGAUUGAGACUGAUGCGAGCCAGGUGAAUUUAGGACAACCAAACAGACUCACUACAUGAUUGGUGGUUUGGAUGCUUCUCAGGCAGAACAUGCUCUUUCCUCACAGGGGUGGCCAUGAAGAGGACUAUACACAAACUGAGCUAUAGGCUUUUUCCAGACAGUUAUAUCUCCAGUCCCACCCCUUAACUACUAUUAGCAAAUAAGACUGUCCACCCUCUGAGCCACAUCAGCCAUUGACAUACAUCAGUGUGUGGUAUCCUAACAGUGCAAUUCAACAGGAAAAACAAGAUACCAAUGGAUCUAGCUUUUCCUUGUUCUCUUCAAAGACUUGUGAAGCUUAUUCCAUUAUUAGUUUUUGUCCUUGGUUUUCACGCUCCUCGUUAGGAGAUUUGGUGUCACCAAAAAUACUUAAGUUAUUUUUUUUUUUUUUUUGAAGACCUGAACCAUUGAACUGAAAGAUGAGCUCAGCCAGCCUGUGUCUGCUGCCAAAUAUGAAUAAGCUCUUUGUAUUCGGCAGACUAAAAAGGUACGUGGAUGUUGAAACACUGCUUUGUAUUGUGCGUUUAUUACGGUAGUUGCCUUUUUGGAACAUCGUCUUUGUGAUUCUACGCCUCUCGUCAGGGCCAUUGAUGGUCUCCUCAUUGGAGAGACAUUGGAGUAUGUACAUUAAGCUUCUACAGAAGCUCUUGGAUGGAAAUGGGGGUGGAGUUAGAAUCUUGAGAACCUCUUUGGCGUAUCUUUCACUAACUCACACCGUAUUGAUACUGGAGACAACAGAGCGUUGAUGCUAUAGGAACAGUCUUUUGACACAUACCUAGCCUUACCAGUAUGAUCAAUCACCUUUUUGAAGGAAAUUUAUUCGAGCUCCAUUUGUAAUUUAUUGGAAUAGGAAAUACUUUCGAAAGAGCCAUGGUCUGAGUGAUUGACAUGGCUUUAUAUGAUUCAUAUUUGUCCAAAAGGUUUGGUCUUGAGUGCCUAUUGUACUGCAGACAUAGUGUCUUUCCAUCACCACUGAGACAGGACUCGGAAACACAAGCUUAGUCAUUUAUGUGUUUUAUUCCAAGAGAUGGUAAUUAAAAUAAUUGUCAGAAUGCGGUAAUGUAAAAUGAUUGUUGAGGUGUUUGUAAAACAAAUGUG
Osmerus eperlanus (European smelt) is the source of this 6311-nucleotide messenger RNA. It is a transcript of the gene lmtk2, whose product is annotated as lemur tyrosine kinase 2. Gene Ontology annotation, biological process: protein phosphorylation. The record is from RefSeq and is a predicted model, not a curated record. NCBI's taxonomy places the organism in Eukaryota, Metazoa, Chordata, Actinopteri, Osmeriformes, Osmeridae. Gene Ontology annotation, molecular function: protein kinase activity; ATP binding. The transcript is spliced from 14 exons. Bases 443 to 5125 code for a protein of 1560 amino acids.